AAAUAAUUAUAAAGGAAAACCGGUGUGAAAUAAAAUGGACGCUGAAAAUACAAAUGUUAAACAAGAGAUGGAAAAACUACAAUUACAAAUUAAAGAACUUAAAGAAGCGAUAAACAUGAAAUCAGCACCUAAAGUAGCAGGAAAUCCACCGUUCAUACUAGACAAAGAUACACCGUUUAAUGUAUGGAAAACGGUGGUGAAUAAUGAAUUUAAAUCAUUUGGAUAUGAGUAUCUCUUAGACAAUGAGAUACCAAAACCUCCAUUGUCUGAGGAUGAGAAUGCCAAAAGGGCAGGAUUUGCCAUAUCAUACCUGUUGAGCAGAUUAGAUGAUAAUUAUAGGAAAGUAGUGUGUCAAUUGAAAACUCCUGUUGAAAUACUAAAUAAAAUAGAAAACAUAAACAAAUCCAACAAUGUCCUCGUCAAAAUUCGCUACAAAAAGAACAUGGAACUCUGCUAACUUUGACAAGAACCAUGAAAAUGCUGUUGAUUUUAUUAUACGAUUUGACGAUCUCAAAACAAAAGUAGAAGCAUUCGGGGAGCCUCUUGCUGAGAGAGAAGUUGUUGAAAACUUUCUCAUGGCCAUAGAUAAUAGCUACCCCGAACUUAUCAGAAAAUAUGAUGCAUCUGGUGAAAAAUUGUCUCUGGAAGAGUUAAAAUCUCUCCUAAUAAAUGAAGAAGGAAGAGAAAAAGAAACCCAAGAAAGAGCUAAUGAAGGUCAAGCUCUGAAUACAGAUGUCAAGAAAAAGAAAGUAGAGUCAAGUUCAAGAAACAAAAAUAUAGUUUGCUACAAGUGUGGCAAACCAAAUCAUUUUAGCAAAGAGUGUAAAAACUCUAAACAGGUUUGCUAUAACUGUCGAGAAUUGACAGAUGAUCAUGAUGCAGCUACGUGUCCGAAACCAGCAUACCGAGGUAGAAAUAAAGUAGGCUACCGAGGAGGUAGAGGAAGAGCUGCAUACAUGAGAGGACAAAGAGGUGCAUUCAGAGGAGUUAACAAAAUAAGAGGCAGAGGAAACUUCAAACCAAGAGUUCGUGGAGGAGCUCGAGGUUAUUUUAAAGAAAAAAGUGAUACAAUGUAUCAGAAAAUGAAAAUGACUGAUCCUCAAGGAAAAGAAAUAAGCGUCUUCAUGGCAGUAGAUGCAGAUGAAACAACGCAUGGGGAAGCUAACUAUGUACACGAAGAGGACACUCAGAAUUUAGGUGAGUCUUACAUAAAAUUUAUAGCAGACACUGGGGCUACAGAACAUAUGGUAAAUCAGUUAGACAUACUGUCAAAUGUUUGUAAAAUAAGUAAUGGUGGAAUUAUAAAAAGUGCUAAUAGUAAAGCAGAUUUGAAAGUAGAAUAUAAGGGGACCAUUAUAGCUAAAGGGAAUAAUGGUAAAAUAAUUAAACUUAAUAAUGUUUUGUAUUCCAAAAAUUUAUCUAAGAAUUUGUUUUCAAUUAGGAAGCUUAUUGAUAAAGGUGUUUUGAUAAACAUAAAUAAAAAUGAAAUUAAAUUGAAAAAUGAAAAUACAGGAAAUGUCAUAAAAACAGGUAAUUAUGAUGGUAAAUUUUGGUGGUUAAAGUUUGAACUUGUAAAUCCAAAAAUUAUUAAUGUAGGCAAAAAUAGAAUAGAAAGUUUCUAUCAAAACGUAGAAAAUGUAAAGGCUAUUGAGAACGAAGGGAGUGAUAAAAGUAUCGAAAGUCCUAAAAUAAAUAAAGACAAGGAAAAUUUGAUUGAAAAUGAAAUAGAAUAUGAAGAAAUAGAAUCUGAUAAUGAAGUUGAAAAUGAAAUAACAUAUGAAGAAAUAAAUGAUGAAGAUACUUUACAAAAGUAUUUAGAGACUGUUAGUGAAAUGGAAUUAAAUGACAUUCAACAACUUAAUAAAAGAAAAGUAGAAAGUUUGAAAAAUGACAUUGGUCUGUUAUGGCACUACAGAUUAGGGCAUGUGUCUAAAAGCUAUCUAGAGAAGGCUGCCAAGCUAAUCCCAGAAUUAAAGAAUGUUAAAUUCACUAAAGCAAUAACUGACUGUGAAGUAUGUGCCAGAGCAAAAAUAACUAGACAACCUUGCAAUACCAAAAGGUAUCAGUACAAUGAACCUUUAAAACUCAUUCAUACAGAUGUGAUGGGACCCAUAUCCCCAUGCACAUAUAAAUAUGGAGCAAGGUAUAUAAUCACUUUCAUAGAUGAUUAUACCCGAUAUGCAUGGGCAUAUCCAAUGGCAGAUAAAAAGGGAGUGCAUAUUGCUCUUAGCAAAAUGAUGGAAAAUGGUAAAAUAUUGAAGGGCGAAAAUGCAAAAAUAACAUUCUUAAGGUUAGACAAUGGUACAGAAUACUGUACUGAAAACAUGAAGAAAUUGAUUGAGAAAGAAAGAAUUACUUUGGAACAUACUCCACCUUACACUCCAAAUCUUAAUGGCACUGCGGAAGGAUUUAAUCGAGAAUUACAAGAGAAAAUAAGGAGUGUAAUUCUGGAUUCUGGCUUUCCACAGCAGUUGUGGGCUUAUGCUCUACAGUUUAUACUAAGCAUAUACAACAAAACACCAAAGAGUAGAAUCGAUUUCAAAAUACCGUUUGAAAUGAUUACAGGAAAGAAAUGUACAAUAAGGUAUUUCAGAAGAUUUGGAAGUGUGGGAUUUGCCUUAGAUCCAAUGAUAAAGGGAAAAUUCUCAGAGAAAGGAAAAUGA
Messenger RNA from Harmonia axyridis, 2663 nucleotides. RefSeq lists its product as uncharacterized. The transcript is spliced from 2 exons. The record is from RefSeq and is a predicted model, not a curated record. Bases 411 to 2663 code for a protein of 750 amino acids. Gene Ontology annotation, biological process: DNA integration. Gene Ontology annotation, molecular function: nucleic acid binding; zinc ion binding. Lineage: Eukaryota; Metazoa; Arthropoda; Insecta; Coleoptera; Coccinellidae.